AUGACCCUCCUAAAGGUAUUUACCAGAUCAGUGCAUCAUAAACUACCACCUGCAAAGUAUCCCAAAGUUAAGGUUGACUCAGUUGAACUUAAUCCACCAAAGUAUGGUUUUCGUAAAGUGAGGCCUCCCAUUUUGGCACAAUCGCCAACAACAACAUUAUUCCCCAAUUCAGAAUUGGCAAAGCUUUACGUUGAACAUGGAAAGCCAAUACCUAAUAGAUUCAUUAGUCAAACGGAUUCAGAAAAAGCUCGUGCCCAGUUUGAAAAAUUCCAACACGAUUUAGCUAUGGAUGAACCUCAUUUUACUCAAGGUGAAAAUAAAGUAUAUUUACCUGGUGGAAGAAUAUGUCUCUUGCGUCCCAAUGCCAAGCAUACCCCAUAUCAAGCAAAAUUUUUGGUGCCCAAAUCAAUGAAUAAAAUGGAUUUAAGAGAUUAUUUGUGGAAUAUUUAUGGCUUAAGAGCAUUAAACAUAACAGUACAAUUACAACCAGCCAAAUGGACAAGAAAUAUCAAUGAUUUGGCUAGACAUAGAGUUCCCCAGUUGAAGAAGAUGACCAUUGAUAUGGCUGAACCAUUUGUCUGGCCAGAAGUGCCUCAAAAGAAGGUUGACGAUUUGAAAUUACAACAAAAGAAUAGUGAAGAGAUUGUAAAGCACAAUAUGGCCAGUGGUGCCGACAAAAAUAAGCCAUUAGAGGCAUAUGAUGGAUUAUUUGAAGAGCCAAGUAAAACUGAAAGAUUCAUUCCAAAACUGGCUAAAAGAGGAAAGUUUGACAAGUUGCACCAGACACGUAGUCAAGUGUCAAAUUACCUAGGAUUGUAA
This is a messenger RNA of Lodderomyces orthopsilosis Co 90-125, 819 nucleotides long. RefSeq names its product mitochondrial 54S ribosomal protein uL23m (gene MRP20). Gene Ontology annotation, biological process: mitochondrial translation. The transcript has a single exon. The record is from RefSeq and is a predicted model, not a curated record. Gene Ontology annotation, molecular function: structural constituent of ribosome. Bases 1 to 819 code for a protein of 272 amino acids. Gene Ontology annotation, cellular component: mitochondrial large ribosomal subunit; ribosome. NCBI's taxonomy places the organism in Eukaryota, Fungi, Ascomycota, Pichiomycetes, Serinales, Debaryomycetaceae.